This is a messenger RNA of Catharus ustulatus (Swainson's thrush), 3948 nucleotides long. It is a transcript of the gene RGSL1, whose product is annotated as regulator of G protein signaling like 1. Lineage: Eukaryota; Metazoa; Chordata; Aves; Passeriformes; Turdidae. The transcript is spliced from 20 exons. The record is from RefSeq and is a predicted model, not a curated record. The coding region runs from base 1 to 3477 and encodes 1158 amino acids.
AUGACUGCUGCAGCCAUAGCAUCCACGGACAUCGGGCUUCUGCUGCAAGAUGAUGUCUUUGCUGACUUCUUCAACACCUUUCUGAACCUUCCUGUUUUUGGCCAGACACCCCUUUACAUCAGCGGCACGGGCCGGUGGUACCUGUGGCCAGAGCUGCCGAGCCACCUGGAUCCCAGCCCCGCCGCUUUGCUGGCUUGGUUGGAAAAGCACCGGCUGCCUCACUUCUGCAAAUCCAGCCUGUGCCUCCACCUCGUCCUCUGCCAGAAGCUGCUGGCUUUCAUUCGCUCGGGGGAAGCAGCAGAGCUCCUGAACUGGCAGAGAGCUGACCAGUGGCUGCUGGAGAGGUGCCUCAGUGGGAGCCACGGCAUGCAGCACUUCCGCGCCUUCCUCCAAGGAACAGCAGGGGAAGAGCUGAUCGACUUCUGGCUCAUCACUGAAAGGCUCCUGGCUCUGGAUGAGUCGGAUGGGAGUCAGAGGGACUUGUUCUUGUCCCUGGUCCACAGGCUGAGAGCCACCCACCUGCGUGAAGGCUCCAGCGUCGACACCCUCUGCACCACCAUCGCUGGAUCUCUGCCGAAAGCCAGGCACAUCCAGUCUGUCAGCACCAGGAGGGACAUCCUGAGCAAGAUGCAGGAGCAGGCCCUUUUUAUCAUUCAGAGUUACUGGCUCCCCAAAUUCUUGGUGCACUGCAAGAUGGGAAUGGAGGAAGAGGAAUCGUGCCAGCCUUUGCUCCAGGAAUAUCAGGAACGUUUGUCAAGGGAGCCCCCAGGCCUCUCAGAGCCCCUCCCCACCAUGCACAUCAAAAGGAGCCAGGGCAUGUCAGGGCCCUACUGCAGCCAGAAGGCCAAAGCAGAGAUCUGGGCUCUGGUAAACGAGGGCAGAGACACCCAAGAGAUGAAAAUGGCCAUUUUUCAGGUGAAACCAGAGAAGCAGCCAGGGCCAGCUGGGAGCAUGGAGGAAUUGUGUCUGGAUAAGGAUGCUUUGGGAUUGAUUCCCCUGCAGUCAGAACAGCUGGCAAAUACUGCCUUUGGAGGCAGAGGAGGAGUAACAUUUCCUGGAAGACCUCAGUCCAGUGCAGAGCAGGAUCUAGAAAACCUCUCUACGGAGAAAAUAAUCUCUGACCUGCUUCCCUCUGCAUCCCUUUCCUGGCUGCCAUCCCUGAAAAAGCCAGUCAAGACCUUGGAUUUCCUUCCCUGGGCCCUGCGUGCCGACGCCUGUGCGGGACGACCCUUCAGGGACUUCCUGCAGCUCCAGAACCGACCCGUGGAGACUCGUCUCCUGGACCUGUGGCACGACCUGGAGGAGUUUCUGCCCGUGGUGCUGGACUCCAACAGAGAAAACAGCUUCUUCCUGCGCCAUUUGAUUGGGGAAAAGAUCUGCAAGACCUACCUGGAGGAGGGCAGCUUUGAGAAGCUCCCCUUGGAGCCCAGGACUCUCGUGAGUUUGUGGAAGCAGCUGAUAUGUGGAGAAUUCUCCCCUUGGAUAUUCAGAGCCCAGAAGGAGAUUUGCAAGGUGCUCUGCAGCCUCUAUGAGGAAUUUCUGGCUGAUGAUGACAGGACAUUCCUCCAGUUCAUGGCUCCAGGGAUGGAUGUCCCCACGCCCGAGGUGCUGGGCCGUGCUGCUGGCAGAGGGGAGUAUUUCCACCUGGCCCAGAGGAUGAACCAGUCCCUGAAGCUGAGCCAGGCCUUGCACGGCACCAGGAGCUUGGAGGGGGUCUCCUCCAAGCUCUGGCAAUUGCUUGCUGCUCGGGACCUCCAGAAAGGAGGUUCCAUCCAGGCAGAGAUGGAGCUGCUCCUGGGCAGUGCUGAGUGCCAGAGGAUGAUGGCAGAUGAGCUGGCUGUGGGUAGCCCAAGCAGGGAAGAGGAGCUCCUGCAGCUCAUGAGUGUGGCACUCGCUGUUGCAUCCGAGAGGAUUGCUAGAGAGAAUGCUAAUGCUGCUGCUGCUGCUGCAAGGAAGAAGACAUCUAGAAAACGCAGGAUGGAUGAGGAGGAGGAUCAGGAGGACCAGCAGAAGGAGGAUUUGUUGCCCUGGACCAAAAAGCCCAAAUCCAGGCGUCGUCAGCAUGUGCAGGAAGGGGGAGAGGGCCCCAAGACACAGAGGAUGGAAUGGGCCUGGGAUGCCAUCAGGGAGCUUGUCAGGAGCUUCUGCAAGUUCCGGAGGGAGAUGAGAAAUCUCAAACGCCGUGCAGAAUUUGAGAGUUUUCUCCGACAGGAGCGAAGAAAUGAGAGGGAAAACCUGCCCAUCAAGGAGAAGAAGAAGAAAAGUCCUGGGAAGAGCUCCCGCUCCCAGAAGGACAAAGGCCAGGAGGAAAAGGCGCCGCUGAUAAAACGCCACAUUUUGGACAAACAGCUCAUCAUCGUCAACUUCCUCGUUGACGACCUCCGCUUUUACCUGGAGAUGGACAUGUUUUCCAGGUUGGCUGACUGCAAGGAAUCUGUGCCUUCUGAUGUGUGGUCAGAAAAGCAUAUUGCCUUUCUCAAGAAGAAAUUUGACAUGAUCAGCAAACUUUUCCUGGACUCUGAUAUUCCCCCCAAGCUGCGGGUGAACAUCUCUGAGAAGGAGAGGGAUUUGAUCUGUCGUUUAUCCUCCAAGAAGCCACUGACCCGGGCCGUCUACCACAACGCCAAGGUCGCCCUCUUCCCCAUCCUGAUGUACUUCUGGAGAAGGUUCUGCACCUGGAAGGUGAUGACCAGCUACCAGAAGAGGAGUUACCAGGGGAGCAUCUACCAGGAGAACAUCUACCAGGAGAGCAGGCACCAGGAGAGUAGCUACCAGGAGAGCAGCUACCAGGAGAGCAGCCACCAGGAGACCCAUGGGAAGGACAGGAGCGUUGGACUUGUCAAGGGGGACAAGAGAUCCCAGGUCCAAAAGGAGGAGAGGAGCUCUCCAGAGCCCAAACAGCGCAAGGGCCACAAGGAGAGAAACAUUCCAGGCUCUCCACCUCCUGCAAAAAAACCCUCCAAAGCACCCAAGACCCUGGAUCCCAAGAAGAUGGUGAUUGCUCACUCUGCUACACGUUAUGCUCCAGGAAAAAGGCCUGUCCUCACCUUCACACUCUCAGAAGGCAUCGAGGUCCUGGAGCCACGGCUGCGGAAGAAAUCUGAGCCUUCAAAGGAGCAGAAAGAUCCAGAUCCCAGCCAGGAGAAGCUCAGCCAGCCUGCCCCUCAGGAUGGACAGGUGGUCCCAGAGGUGCUCAGCUCCUCCAAACCCCACAGAACAGGCUGGGGAGCCCCUAAAAUCCCAGGGGUUUGUGCAGGGUGCUGCUCAGCCCCACCAGCUCCAGUAACAGUCACAGAAAACUCCAGCUGCUGCACAUCUCCAUGCCCAGAACUUCUCCUGGCAGCAUCCCUGAUCCCUCUCCAUGCCCAGAACUCCUCCCUGGGAGCAUCCCUGAUCCCUCUCCAUGCCCAGAACUCCUCCCUGGGAGUAUCCCUGAUCCCUCUCCAUACCCAGAACUCCUCCUGGCAGCAACUCUGAUCCCUCUGCAUGCCCAGAACUCCUCCCUGGGAGUAUCCCUGAUCUCUCUCCAUGUCCAGAACUCUUCCCUGGGUACAUCCCUGAUCCCUCUCCGUGCUCAGAAUUCCUCCUUGGAGUGAGCACAGCCAUGUGCUCACACUGCUCACCCUCUCCAUGCCCAGAAUUCUUCCCUAGGAGCAUCCCUGAUCCCUCUCCAUGCCCAGAACUCCCUGGGAGCAUCCCUGAUCCCUCUGCAUGCCCAGAACUCCUCCCUGGGAACAUCCCUGAUCCCUCUGCAUGCCCAGAACUCCUCCCUGGGAGCACACAUCCCUGUGCAGCUCCCUGAUCCCCCUCACCCUGCCUUCAGCAGCCACUGAUGAAGCAUCUCUCCCUUCCUGCAGGAACUAAAGGAAGCUCAGCCCUCCCUGGAGUAGCUCUCCCAAAACUCCACCCACACAGGUGUGAUCCAAGGAAGCUGAGCAGCCCGGACAC